UAUUGUUGUCUCCGAUAGUAACUAACUUACUCUAUUUCAUGCCGCCAUGAGAUCCUUCCGUCUGGUCUUCAGAUCCUUUCAAUGACGCCUCGACUCCGUGGGCAGGCGUUCCCUUGGCCUGCACCAUGCCAGCCUAGAAUCGUGAUGCCAUCGUCCCCGACUCGUGCGUUGCUCCGCCAUUCCUCCAGCGUUUCCUCAUCCCCGCCGAAAAAGCGUAUCUUUGUCCGAGUCGCCGUCGUAACAGCCACAGCAGGAGCAAUUGGGGCUUAUAUCAGAUGGCAGCAAGACUCCAAGAAUUCCACGCUGAAUCCAUUCUCCUUCACUGAGUACGAACUCGUCUCUCGGGAACCCAUCUCCUCCACAAGCAGCUUAUUUACGCUACGACCAGUCAAGCCAGGUCAGAAUCGAGAGGUGUAUGAGACAGCAUGGCGAACAGGAGUAUGGAGUGUCAUGUUUAAGCAACCUCAGUUGCAGAUCGGGAGGGAUUAUACACCGUUGCCCCCAAUAGAGCAGGUGUCGGGGGCUCUGGAAAAUACGUCUGGGGGCGAUCAAGAACCCUUACGGUUUCUCAUCCGCAGAGACCCCCAUGGGGAGGUUUCGCGUUACCUUCACGGCCUCAACCUAGGGACUACGGUCGAGAUGCGAGGGCCGCAGAUUGAGUGCGAGAUCCCGCCUGAUGUCAAGGAUAUCCUUUUCAUCGCUGGUGGAACCGGAAUCGCUCCGGCCCUGCAAGCAGCAUACACGCUCCUACGUCGUGAUAAUGGAUCUGCCGAUUCACGGAUCCAUAUCCUCUGGGCAAGCAGGAAGAGAGAAGACUGUCUGGGUGGUUCUAAUGAUAGUCAUCCAAACACGACCGAAGAACCGUGGUGGCGGAAGCUCUUUCGUUCUACACCAGCUACUGCACCAGAAGACCCUUCGAAGGGCCUCAUUGUGAAGGAGCUGGAAACUCUGAAGUCGCAGUUUCCGGGUCAGGUCACUGUCGACUAUUUUGUCGAUGAAGAGAGAUCCAUGAUUGACAAGCAAUCGAUCUCAAGGUUCACGAAAUCGAGAGACGGUCGCACUCACGGAGGCAAGUUAAUCCUUGUCUCUGGGCCAGAUGGGUUCAUCAGCUACAUGGCUGGUCCGAAGCUGUGGGCCGAAGGAAGGGAACUUCAAGGCCCACUGCAAGGAAUUAUCAAAGAACUGGAUCUCAAAGAAUGGAACGUUUGGAAACUAUGA
This is a messenger RNA of Paecilomyces variotii, 1218 nucleotides long. RefSeq lists its product as hypothetical. Lineage: Eukaryota; Fungi; Ascomycota; Eurotiomycetes; Eurotiales; Thermoascaceae. The transcript has a single exon. The record is from RefSeq and is a predicted model, not a curated record. The coding region runs from base 82 to 1218 and encodes 378 amino acids. Gene Ontology annotation, molecular function: oxidoreductase activity.